Messenger RNA from Culex quinquefasciatus (southern house mosquito), 838 nucleotides. Its product is annotated as ficolin-1-like. The coding region runs from base 60 to 779 and encodes 239 amino acids. Lineage: Eukaryota; Metazoa; Arthropoda; Insecta; Diptera; Culicidae. The transcript is spliced from 5 exons. The record is from RefSeq and is a predicted model, not a curated record.
AUACCAACUCGUCCGACGAGCUAAACCAUGGCUUCGGAUAUGAAUUGCUGCAAUUUCAAAUGGAAGAUUUGCAGAAUAGACAAAAUCAAAUGUUGGAGGAGUUGUCCCAAAUUAGGGAUUCCACAAGAGUUACGCUCGAAAAACAGAACUCAUUCCUGGAACGACUUUUGAGUGGUGUAUUGACGAUUGCUGAUAGCACCACCCGUGAAAAGCCUUUGACAGAUUGCAGAUUAGCAAAUUCUUCAGGUUUGUACCAGAUCCGUUGCGAUAAAUGUUCGUCGCAUUCCCCAGUUUUGUGUGAAAUGGAUUCGUUUGACGGUGGAUGGUUGGUGGUUCAACAUAGGUUUGAUGGGUCCGUUAAUUUUACCAGAUCCUGGAAGGAAUACCAAAGUGGAUUUGGACUGGUCGGUAAAUCGACCGAAUUUUGGUUGGGUCUGAAGCUGCUACAUCUGAUCACUACCAGUGGGGACUAUGAACUGGUGAUCGAGUUGAAGGACAAGAUUAAUGGUUACGGGUACGCUCAUUAUUCAGAUUUCAAGGUUUCUGACUCUUUGAGAAGGCAAACCGAUUUUCAAUUUACAACGUUUGAUAACGAUAAUGAUAACCAAGCUCAAAACUGUGCCAUUGAUUACUUAGGAGGCUGGUGGUACGGCUCCUCUGCCUGUGGUUCCUCUGAUCUCAAUGGGAAAUUCACCGGAAACGCAGACGGUUAUGGAAUCUAUUGGGAAGGAAGGCCUAAAGCUUCAACAUUCAGCCGGAUGAUGAUUCGCCGUAAAUAGCGAUUACAAUUUUUUUUAUUAAGGAAAAAUAAUAAGUAAGCUAUGUAAUAUUUAUGCAA